Molecule: messenger RNA, 1926 nt
Organism: Penaeus monodon (black tiger shrimp)
Lineage: Eukaryota; Metazoa; Arthropoda; Malacostraca; Decapoda; Penaeidae
Gene: Eogt
Product: EGF domain-specific O-linked N-acetylglucosamine transferase-like
Exons: 13
Coding region: 15-1865 (616 amino acids)
Cellular component (GO): endoplasmic reticulum lumen
Molecular function (GO): protein N-acetylglucosaminyltransferase activity
Source: RefSeq, a predicted model, not a curated record
UAUUAGGUGUCCCAAUGAGUGUCCUUUUCGUGUGGGGUUUGUUCCUUGUUCUCCGGUGUUUGUGUGUAUGUGUGUUACGUUGGAGCUGGUUCGUUGUUCCUCGUUCCUGGUGUGUGUGUGGUGUAGGCGGAUGGAGGAGGAGGAGGGACCGUUCAACCAGGAAAUCAGAAGAGGAUUUGUGGCUUCCCAUUUGCUGUCUUCAUGGGGAACGAAUUACUGAGAGGAAGGGUGUCCUGGUUUCUGUGAUUGGAGUACUUGGUGUGAUACAGUUAAAUGCAGGCAUGAGACAGAGAAUCAGUGUAAUGAUGAAGUCAUUAUUACACCUUGUAAUCAUUCUCCCGUGUCUGGAGGGUUUUCUGUGGAAAGACCUGAAGAUACACUCAGAGCACAUGGGAAUAUACUUCCAAAAUAAUCCUGAGAUUGCCAGAGAAUGUGAAAAAAGCCCCUCGUGUCCUUUUAAUAUGCAUCUCAACCGCAAAAUUUGUUGGGGUUAUGAGAAUGAUUGCAAAAAAGAGUAUGCAUAUAGCCAUCCCUCAUGUCCUGGUGACCACAGAGGCUGGGUUAGAACCAAGGAAGAGCAAAUAGCCACAUUCUAUAGCCAGGGGGACUUUGGGUUUAUCCAGGAGCAACGUGAAGAGUUAAAAACAUACUGUCACCCAGAACAGGAGGGAGAUUCAGUUCUUGAAUGUAGUGACCAUAUGAGAUUUUGCCGAGGGAAAUAUAUAUCCAUAGACUUCCGCGAUUUAGCCAGUCGGAAGGAACCAGUUCUCUACAAUGUAGAUGUUUUGAAGCAUGGACAAGUUGGUGGACGUUGCAAAUUAGAUAAAAGCUUGCAUAAAGCCAAUUCUGAUCAGAUUAGCUUCCUCCAGUCUUGGGGCCCAGAGUUGCAACACUUCACAGAACGGAAGGAGAGGGUGCAGCGCAAUGCGGAAAUGUGUGAUGUGUGGGUGGAAGACCCUGCAGUUAUUAUGAAACUUGAUGCUACAAGUAACAUGUACCACCACUUUUGUGAUUUCUUCAACCUGUAUGCCGCCCAGCAUGUCAACAAUUCCGAUGCCUUUGCGUUCUCCCGAAACAACCAGGUUCUGCUUUGGACAACAUAUACUUAUCGGUCCAACUUUGGUGCAACUUUUGAUGCCUUCACAAAGAAGAAGAUAUGGAACCUGGAAGAUGUAAAAGGAAGAAGAGUGUGUUUCAAGAAUGUUAUGUUUCCACUUCUACCAAGGAUGAUCUUUGGUCUCUAUUACAAUACUCCAAUUAUAUGGGGUUGUGAAAACAGUGGUCUUUUCCAUGCAUUUUCUCGGCACAUUCUCCAUCGCUUGGACAUUCCCGAGAGGGCCAUAGGUGAUGGAAGAAUACAUGUGACAUUCCUUGUGAGGGAUACAAAAUUCAGACGUAUUUUGAAUCAGCCUGCUCUCAUCAAAGCACUAGAGAAUAACAAGGAAUUCAUUGUUAGGAAGGCAGAGUACAGCCAUCAGAUGGAUUUCCGUCAGCAGCUGAGGCAGGAUCAGUGGACUGACAUUUUCAUCGGAAUGCAUGGUGCAGGACUAACACACUUGUUGUUCCUCCCUGACUGGGCUGUACUCUUUGAGAUAUACAACUGUGGUGAUGCAAACUGCUACCAGGAUUUAGCUCGUUUGAGAGGAAUUAAAUAUAUGACUUGGGAAGAUCUCACAAAACUCAAGCCUGAAGAUGAGGGACAUCACCCAGAUAUAGGAGCACACGAGAAGUUUACAAAUUAUGAAUUCAAUGUUAAGGAGUUCAUGCGGCUGAUGCAGAAAGCCGCGGACCACGUCAGGAAUCACAGAGGAUGGCAGAACUUACAAGAAAAACUGAGACUUGCUCAAAGGCGUGAGGAGCUAUGAUCAUUUUAUUUAUUUAUAUUAAAAAAAAAAGAUUAUAAUAAAAUAAUUUUUAAGAGCUUUU